AUGGCGGCGAAUAUUGCAGUAUGCCACUGUCACCGUCUGGGUUUGACUUCUUGUUACACCGUGAAACAGGUUGGGAGCAUUGUUGAGGUUAAGCACAGGCUUCUCUGCACCAAGCUUGAACUGAUAGCAGCAAAAAUGGAAGCUGAUGCUAAGAUAAAGAAAUAUGAGGAAACAGUUAAACACUUGUACAAGUUGUUGAAGAAAGUUUGCCAAGAAAGAGAUGAAGCAAGAGACCAGCUUCAAUUGCUGAUAAGGAAUUUACAGGCAUCUACCCCAGUUGAGACAACAAGAAUUAUUCCACAAGUUGAUCAAUCAUACCUCCAAAGCGAAACAAAGCCAUCAAUGAAGAGCACCAAGGUAUCAUCUUCAAGUUCCAAAGUCUUCUCAGAUCAUUCGUGUGAUUUAUCCUUGUCAAAUCUCCAGUCAAAUGAUAAACAUUCCUCCAUGAGCUUAUUGUCUGAAACAAGAAUAGUUGAACCAAGCAACUUGACCUUAUCAAAUCACAUCAAAACAGACAAGGGUGUUUCAAGCGCUAGUAUGAUUGAUAGUGAUUCUCGAGUGAUUGAUAAACUAGUUUGUGGGAAACCCUUACCUCAAAAAGGUAGAUUGUUGCAAAGUGUAACAGAAGCUGGACCUUUGCUUCACACACUUCUAGUUGCUCCAGUUCCACAUUGGAAAAAUCCUCCAAUUUUGUCUUCCCUUGCCCUUCCUCAUGGGACCCAACAAGACAAUAGCUUUUCUACCAACGCAGAUGAUAAGGAAGGUGUUAAUCCAAAUCGAUUCAUUCCAACUUCUUUAAGUUUGGCUUUUCCAGUUCAUUCUCCGGGACCUUCUGCAUCCAAUUUUGGGUUAUCUGUGAAGAAUGAACUCGUGUCAUGUGUGGAUAUGGAGUCCAAUAUGAUGCACAAUCAUGGCGUAACUGGAAAAAAGAGAAAGCUUUUCUGA
This is a messenger RNA of Sphenostylis stenocarpa, 945 nucleotides long. NCBI's taxonomy places the organism in Eukaryota, Viridiplantae, Streptophyta, Magnoliopsida, Fabales, Fabaceae. The record is from the annotation of a GenBank genome assembly.